Messenger RNA from Entamoeba invadens IP1, 2088 nucleotides. RefSeq names its product protein serine/threonine kinase, putative. The record is from RefSeq and is a predicted model, not a curated record. The transcript is spliced from 4 exons. Lineage: Eukaryota; Evosea; Mastigamoebida; Endamoebidae. Gene Ontology annotation, biological process: protein phosphorylation. Gene Ontology annotation, molecular function: ATP binding; protein kinase activity. Bases 1 to 2088 code for a protein of 695 amino acids.
AUGGUUAAUAGCCAAAUCUCAGAUGUUUGUCAAUGUACACCAAAUGGCAACGACGAAACAAAUGGGUUUUCCCAAACCAAUGGAUUCAGUUGUUUAGAUAAAUAUUUACAAGUGUUUUGUUUUAAUAAAGAUUUUACCUUUUCAAGUGGGUCGAAAUUUUAUAAAAUUAUUACACAAAGUUCUCUAACUUUCAAUACAUCUGGAUUUAAUUCUGAAAAUAUUUGUGAAUUGUGCAAAAAUGGGUAUUAUUUGAAUGAUGAUUUUGAGUGUGAACCAUUUCAAAACUGCUGUGUUAUUGGUGAUAAAAAUACAUAUUACAAAUGUUUAAAUGAUAAAGUGUUGGACAAAAAUGGCAAUUGUAUUUUAAAUAUCAAUUGCAUAGUGUCAAAUGGUAAUUCUUGUUUAAAAUGUUCAUCAGGAGAUAUGAAAAAAGAGUGUAACAAUUGUGGGGACGACAUUUGUUAUUUUUGUGAAAAUGAAAUGUGUUUAAUUUGUUUUAAAAACCAAUUUCUCAAUGAGUUGGGGUUUUGUGGGAAUGAUGGAAUAUCACAUGUAAUAGGAAAUAAAGUACUUUAUUGUACUGAUGGUUCAUUUAUUUCAAAUUCUACGUGUCAAAAGUGUGUUCAAAAAGAUAUAAAUUCAAUUAGUUGUGACAAAACACAAUCAACUUCUUGUAAAACCAAUUACUAUGCAAAUUCAGAUGGAGAAUGUGAGUUAAAAUAUUGUGCAUUAAAUGAUAAUAAAGACCAAAAUGGAAAGUGUGUUACAAAACACGAAAAUUGUUCAUCAUAUGUUAAUCAGAAAUGUGUUGAAAGCCAUGAAAAUUAUAACAUGAAUAAUGAGAAAAAUUGUGUAAAAAUGACAGAAAUUUUGAUAGAUAACUGUGUAAAAAUGGAUAUUUGGGGGUGUUUGAUUUGUGAACCAGGAUAUUAUAAUAAUGACAAUAACUGUGUUAAAUGUGAUAAAAUAUACACUUCUUGUGUAUCAAAAGCAGUAUGGUGGAUUAUUUUGAUUAUAGUUAUAUUUUGUCUUUUAAUGAUUGUUUUGGUCACCACAACACUUGUUUUCUUGUUUAACAUAAUCCAAAAUAGUAAACGAAAAAAUGAAUUGGAAAAAACCACUACUGUUUUUUCUAUUAAAAAAUCGAAUAUUUGUUUUAUUCCAAUUGGCAAUGGGUUAGGUGUGAAUACGACAGAAAUUAAUUUUAAUAAUAAAGAAAAGGUGAAUGUCAAUGAAAAACUCCGUGAAUUGUUAUGUGUUGGGAACACCACAAAACACAACGUGAAAAUCCAAAUCUCAUAUAAAUCUUCAGAAAAAUUUAUAUUUGAAUCCAACCCACAAAUUAUAUUUCUAGGGGAAGGGGAAGCUUAUGAAUUUGAGAUAUUUGUCACACUUUAUUAUGAAUUAAAAGUUGAAAAGAAACUUGGUGAAGGUUCUUUUGGAAUUGUUUACAAAGGGAAAUACAGAGGAAAUGUUGUUGCAAUUAAAAAAUUAAAAAGUCUAAGUGAUUAUGAAAAUGUUGUAACAGAGUUUGAGAAGGAAGUUGAUAUGUUGGUGAAAUUUAGAAGUGAAUAUAUAGUGCACUUCUAUGGAGCUGUUUUUAUACCAAGCAAAGUGUGUAUUGUCACUGAUUUUUCUCAACAUGGAAGUUUGAACGACUUGAUAAAUCACAAAACAAGUGAUGAAGCUAAGAUUAUAAUCCGUUUAAAAAUAAUGAUAGACGCAUUUAAAGGAAUUCUAAUUAUUAUUAUGCUGCUGACAAACAUGACAUUCACAAAGGGAAUUGGGACACCAAAGUAUAUGGCACCUGAAAUUUUCAAACAAGAUAAAUACAAGAAGCCAGCUGAUGUAUAUUCGUUUGCGAUUACUAUGUUCGAAUGCUUUAAUUGGCAAAAAGCCUACUCUAAUAUGGAGUUCAAGUUUUCAUGGAAAAUCGCCGAGUUUGUUAUUUUCGGCCAUAGACUUGAUAACAAUCGAAAUAUACACCAUAAAAUAUAUAUGAUUAUUCAAAAGUGUUGGAUCCAAAAACCUAACGAUCGAAUCGAUAUAGAAAAUGUUAUAAAAGAACUUCAGGAUGUUUCAAUUUAA